AUGUGCACCCGUGACGAUGCAGACGACCGCAUCAGUGCAUCGCGUGCGAAAGCCAAUGUUCCUCGACAAUUUAUCUGUGACCUAGAAUCUCAGUUGGAGCAACUUCAACUUGAACACGACAGACUGCUUGCGGACGAUUCAGUUCAUGUCAGAGAUGCAGAAAGCCUCCAUUCGAAGACCUCCCAUGACGGUGAAGGUUCGCCUGCUGAAGCGGCACAGCGCAGUCGUGCCGUCUAUCCCACCUUGGGAACCUCUAGCCAACAUGCGCCUCGUGAACGUAGAAUCGGAAGCAUCCAAGCCGAUUUGAUUGAUCUGGGAGGUGCUCGAGGCGAAGCACACUAUCUCGGAGACUCAAGCGGGUUACACAUUGCACGAGCUGUACUGGAGACUGCUCGGCAAAACGACCCAAACUUGGAUGCAUUCUCUGUCCAUGAGAGUCCACCGCUUGCCAACGACACUUCAUGUCCUACAUUUAAUGGGCCGGCGACUUUGCCAGGCUACGAAACCACCCAAGAACUCACACGUAUAUUUUUCUCUCAUUUCCAGGUUCAGUAUCCGAUCUUGGUCGAGGAGGAAUUCUUACAAGAAGUUUUGAGUCUUUCCACCAGCCGACAGACCGGUGACCCUGGUGCUUCACGCGUGAAACCCCAAUUCAUGCUCACAAUGGUGAUUGCCAUUUCUCUUUCCUGUCUCUCUAGGAGUAAUUCCCACACAGCUGCUCUCGCAGAGAGUUAUGCUAAGAAUGCACUGCUGGACCUCCCGGUAAUUCUGCAAAGGAAGGACACACAAGCGUUGCAGUGUACUCUACUUUUGCUUCUCUACUCUUUGCUCACCCAGACCAAAACACCGACCUGGUAUAUUUCUGGACUCUGCACGAGGAUGUGUGUGGACCUUGGGCUGCAUAGCGAAUCUUCAAUCCUGUCCCAGGAUCCCGACUUUCAGACUGAUACAGAAGAUCGAGUGAUCGAUACAAAGAGACGUUUGUUCUGGGUCACUUAUUCCUUCGACAGGACCUUGAGCACUAUUCUCGGACGCCCGUUUACUCUCCCCGAAGAGACAAUCGAUGUAAAGUAUCCAUGCUCCACCAUAUCAAUCGGUAAACGUGAGCAGGUGGUGCACUGGCUGCGUUUGCAGAGAAUUCAGAGCCAGAUGGUGCUGAAACUAUACGGACCGACCAAAACACAUCACCAAGGUAACGAGGGUGGCCUCCAUACCUGGGCCGGCGAAAUAUCUGCCAGCUUGGAAGACUGGCUGCAGACAAGUCGACGGCUGGAGAACGACGACCUUCAGGAUUCUGACUGGUGGACUUACUGGUACUACAAUACGCUCUUGUUCUUGAAUCGACCAUCUCCAAGCCGACAUGAGUUCGACCCUAGCCAACUCGUCACUUGCCUUGCAGCGUGCAAAAAUACUAUCCAGCUCGCGUUCAUUCGACAUAACACCAAAUUGACUGGCUUCACUUGGCUGGAUCUCCAAUAUCAACUCUCAGCAGGAAUCACUCUUCUGUUUGCCCUUCGGACUUGUUCGGACGUUCGUGUGGAGGCGAAGCGAGACUGGACCACAAUAAAGAGCUGCUUAGUGCAAUGGGAGAGUGUGCUCAAUGAAAUGAUCAAGACGUGGCCAAAGGUCAGCCGCGCAAGGGAUAUUCUUGUCACUUUAGCGCAACAGACAUCAGAAGUGAUGGAGAGGGAGAUCAGAGGUAUUCCACAGUCUCGUUCACGCGGGGCAGGCUCACAACCCUCUCAAAAUUUACCAUCGGCAGCUAUUGAUACAUGGUUGACAUUGAACACUAGCAAAUACGCGGCUGCCCAGCAUAGGUCGGAAAGCGAAUGGCGUGCUCCUGGAGCAGACUCGAAUGGUAUGCAAUGCCUCCAAACUCUUCCAGAAGAGAGCUCAGGGGAGGCCAUGCGUCAACAAACUUCUGCUACAAACGACGAGACUGGCAGAGCAUUUGGCACUAGAAGCUCGUUCUCAGGGCUGUCAACAUCAAAUACCAUAUUUAACGCCAACAAUCUUCUUGAGUCUGGUCACAUGCAACCCGAAGAGUAUCCAUGGGACUGGCACAACUCAUUGGAAAUCCAGGACUCUUUCCAAGGGUUUGAGACUUUCCAGUACUUUGGAAACAUUGGACGACUGCCAUACGACGAUAUGGCCAUCUUCGGUGACUUCGACCCCAUGGAGCCUUCCUACAUGGAGAGUGCCUUGAACUUUGAAGGCGAUUUCGAGAUGACAUAA
Messenger RNA from Fonsecaea pedrosoi CBS 271.37, 2235 nucleotides. RefSeq lists its product as uncharacterized. Gene Ontology annotation, molecular function: zinc ion binding; sequence-specific DNA binding; DNA-binding transcription factor activity, RNA polymerase II-specific. The coding region runs from base 1 to 2235 and encodes 744 amino acids. The transcript is spliced from 2 exons. NCBI's taxonomy places the organism in Eukaryota, Fungi, Ascomycota, Eurotiomycetes, Chaetothyriales, Herpotrichiellaceae. The record is from RefSeq and is a predicted model, not a curated record. Gene Ontology annotation, biological process: positive regulation of transcription by RNA polymerase II; DNA-templated transcription.